CGCACCCGAUUCGACAUGGGCCAUUGACAGAAAGGAAUUUUCUUCUUGCAUGUGCCCCCAUGGCGGCUGACGUUGUCGCCCAUCUUCAUUGAUCAGUGACGCAAGUAUUAAUUGCAGUGGUUUGCAGCUCAUCUACUUCACCCACCAUAUCAAACUCUCUCGUCUCUCAGCAGUCAAUUCAGUCGCACGGCAUCCGUUUCUCGCCCCCUAACUCUGCACUCGCUUGCCUAACCCUAACCCCUUCCUCUGUUUUCUCGCCCUCGUUCUCUGUUGGUGCAACCUUAACCAACAUCACCGAAACCCUCGAGAAUCGUUCAAGCUUCGCAUAUAAAUGCCUCCCCCGAUCAGAGCCCCCUAGAUCCGCUCCCUCUUACUCUGAGCUUCGACAAAUGGAGCUCUGUUUCUUGGAUAAGCUAAAGAGCCAGCCUUCAUGGGUCAUCUUGCUCUUCACUCUCGGUUCAAUCUCGAUUUUCAAGUUCUCGCUCAUUUUUCUCAACUGGGUCUACGUCAACUUCCUCAGGCCCGCCAAGAAUCUGAAGAAGUACGGCUCGUGGGCGCUUAUCACCGGGCCCACCGACGGCAUCGGCAAGGGAUUCGCUUUCCAGCUUGCUCGGAAGGGGAUUAAUCUGGUCCUCGUCGGCCGGAACCCCGAUAAGCUGAAGGAAGUCUCCGACGCGAUCCUGGCCAAGUACGGGAAGGUGCAGAUCAAGACGGUGGUCGUCGAUUUCGCCGGGGACCUCGACGCGGGCGUGGGGAGGAUCAGCGAGACUAUCGAGGGGUUGGACGUGGGGGUCCUGAUCAACAAUGUUGGUAUGUCAUAUCCGUACGCGAGGUUCUUCCACGAGUUGGACGAGGAGCUGCUGAAAAACUUGAUUAAGGUCAAUGUGGAAGGGACCACCAAGGUCACUCAGGCUGUAUUGGCUGGUAUGAUCAAGAGGAAGAAGGGAGCUAUUGUCAAUAUUGGAUCGGGGGCUGCGAUUGUGAUCCCUUCAGAUCCACUCUACGCAGUUUAUGCUGCCACGAAAGCGUACAUUGAUCAGUUCUCCAGGUGUCUCUACGUUGAAUAUAAGAAGAACGGCAUCGACGUGCAAUGUCAGGUUCCACUGUACGUGGCCACCAAGAUGGCGUCAAUCAGGCGGUCGUCUUUCUUCGUACCGUCAGCUGAAGGCUAUGCUCGGGCAGCUCUGCGGUGGAUUGGCCAUGAACCUCGAUGCACCCCCUACUGGCCCCAUUCCCUCCUCUGGGGUCUUGCUCGCUCGUUACCAGAGUCCAUGAUCGAUUCGUGGCGGCUGCGAUUUUGCCUCGCCAUUAGGAAGAGGGGUCAGCUCAAGGACUCGAGGAAGAAGGAAUAGUAUGGGAAUCCCUGGACUCCAUGGCACGCAUGCGGUUAUGACUAGAGCUGUGCUUGUUCUAUCUUUGAGAUUUUCUUCUUUCCAAAGUGUAUGCUCUUCGAAAUUCAUGCUUUAUAUGCUUGUUUUGUGUUGGUACGCUUUGAUGGUUUAAAGUAGUCAAAUACAUUAUUCUUGACAUUA
This is a messenger RNA of Rhodamnia argentea, 1532 nucleotides long. Its product is annotated as very-long-chain 3-oxoacyl-CoA reductase 1. The record is from RefSeq and is a predicted model, not a curated record. Gene Ontology annotation, cellular component: endoplasmic reticulum. Lineage: Eukaryota; Viridiplantae; Streptophyta; Magnoliopsida; Myrtales; Myrtaceae. The transcript has 3 exons. Gene Ontology annotation, molecular function: ketoreductase activity. Bases 390 to 1352 code for a protein of 320 amino acids.